Molecule: messenger RNA, 2562 nt
Organism: Arachis ipaensis
Lineage: Eukaryota; Viridiplantae; Streptophyta; Magnoliopsida; Fabales; Fabaceae
Gene: AHG2
Product: Polynucleotidyl transferase, ribonuclease H-like superfamily protein
Molecular function (GO): RNA binding; 3'-5'-RNA exonuclease activity
Source: RefSeq, a predicted model, not a curated record
GUAUUUUUUUAAGGGCUGGUAUCUUUCUAGCCAAAACGCUGUGUUUCAAUAUCGGCGACGCUUCAGCGGCUCAGCCUGCCCCCGUUCUACGGCAAGAAGAAGCACAUUAAUACACACAUAGGCAGAUAGUUAACCUCCUCUAAACCCUGUCGACGGAAAUGCGUCAUCCCACACAAUGAACCCAACACCAAGGAAACUCGCACUCUCACUCUCACGUGCGCUCUCACGUGCCCUAACUACUGCCACCGCCGCAGCCUCGCAAUCUGGAUCGGCUUUCCCACUCAAGACGGUUACCACCAAAAACUUCGAAGCGUCUCUUUCGGAGCUCCGGGACCAUGUCCGAACCUCCGAUUUUGUUGCCAUCGACCUUGAGAUGACCGGCGUAACCAGUGCACCCUGGCGGGAGUCCUUCGAGUUCGACCGCUCCGACGUCCGGUACCUGAAGGUCAGGGACUCCGCCCACAAGUUCGCCGUCGUUCAGUUCGGCGUCUGCCCCUUCCGUUGGGACUCUUCCAACCACUACUUCGUCGCUUAUCCGUACAAUUUCUAUGUUUUUCCACGUCAGGAGCUUGAGGAUCUGGCUCCAUGUUAUGAAUUUCUCUGCCAGACUACUUCAAUGGAUUUCUUGGCUAAAUACCAGUUUGAUUUCAAUGCAUGCAUACGUGAAGGAAUAUCUUAUUUAUCUAGAGCGCAAGAAAGCGAAGCAGUAAGGAGAUUGAAUUCUAGAUACGAAAGUGAGCAUUCAAACAUUUGUAAAUUAAAAGACGUUAAAGACAUACAAUUGAUCAGCAUGGCAGACAUAUUGUUCUCUGAACGAAUGAAAAACAAAUUCAGUAAAUGGCGUGAUGGGUUAUUACAGGAGCAAAGUCGAGAAGAACAAAUUAUAGGAACUUCAAAAGACUCAAAACAGCUAUUUGAAGUGAUUUUCUUUAAGAUGCAUCCUGCUAUUAGACUUAGUGGAUUUACAUCUCGGCAGCUAAAAUUGAUUCAGUUGGUCAUCAGAAAACACUUUCAAGAUUUGUCAUAUGUAUGUGUGAAUAGCGAAGAUUCUGGUUCACAACAUAUGGUUGUAUAUACAGACUCAAAGGAUGAACUAAACUUACUUCUGAAGGAGGUAAAAGAUGGAAAUCGCAAGGCAGAAGAGAAGAAGAUUCAAAAUGCUGUGGGAUUUCGCCAUGUUAUUGAUCUCCUUUCUGCAGAAAAGAAGUUGAUUGUUGGUCAUAAUUGUUUUCUGGAUAUUGCUCAUGUCUACAACAAAUUUAUAGGUCCCCUUCCAGGGACUCCUGAAGAGUUUGUCACCUCUAUUAACAAGUAUUUUCCGCACAUUGUUGACACUAAAAUACUCUUCAACAAUAAUCAUGUGCUCCAAGAAAAGAUGAAAAGGUCAAGAAAAUCACUGGCCUCUGCAUUUUCCUUGUUUUGUCCACAAAUUGCAGUAGGUUCCAACAGCAGUGAUCUUGAUUCACCCUUACAUGUGAAAGUGAAUGUUGAAGUUAAUGAUUUGAGAUCAUCGAGCUGGAACCCUGGAGCCAAGCAUGAGGCCGGAUAUGAUGCUUUUAUGACUGGUUGCAUCUUUGCUCAAAUAUGCAGUGAUUUAGGAGUUGAUUAUAAACACCAUGAAUCUUCUCCACAACAACUAGCCCUCAAUGAGAAACUACAAAAGUAUGUUAACCAUCUAUAUCUUAGUUGGAUACAUGGGGACAUUAUUGAUCUGAAUACCGGUGAUAAGGUUGCAGAAUCUACACCAAGCAAUAACCUCAAGAGGCAAUAUCCAAAGAUUUUGUUUGAAAAUAUUGUUAUUAUUUGGGGUUUUCCUUCUCAGCUGAAGGCAAAUGAUCUAAGAGUGUGCAUAUCUAAAGUUUUUGGUCCAGCUUCUGUGGUUUCUGUCUACCACUUGGAUGCGACUGCAGUAUUUGUGCAGUUUAGUAAGACAGAACUAGUUUACGACUUCCUUUUGUUGAAGGACACCUUAGAAAGAAGUGAUGGCGCAAUCUUGGUUUUGCACCCUCUUGCAAAGAUUUUGGAAGGGGGCAAUACAUGUGCCGCUGAUUAUGAUACUUACAAAGAAAUCUGUGGUUCACCCAUUUCCGAAGCUUUGUUUGCCGUGCAGGCAAAGGCGGUUGGCAUAAAGUGGAAGACCAAAUUGGUAGAAAGCCAUGUCACAGUGCAAACUGAAGACCACGAAAGUCCAGGCGCAGAAGGUUCUGUAAAUUCGGUUAUGAAAUUUGUAAAGUCCAAACCAAACAUAAUUGAGCAGUUAAGAAAUGCUCCAUCUCAUAGGAAAGUCUCAUCUUUUGAGACCGAAGAUUCUUGCUGUGCAGUAGAAAUGAAUGCUUGACCCCCGACUCUUGAUUUUAUACCCUAUUAGCCUAGACAUGCCAUAUUGUAUCAAGUUUGUAACUAAUACACGUAGUUUAUAUUUAUCAACUUGUAUCGUCAUCUUUUCAAUGUGUAGACAAAUCAAAAUUGAUUUUGAUUUCUUCACAUCCCAGACAAACAAAUGUUAUGUUUGCAGUGGGAGACUCUCUUUUAAAUUCAAAUAAUAAAUUGUUGUUAUGUGAA